Cuscuta europaea is the source of this 1104-nucleotide messenger RNA. The record is from the annotation of a GenBank genome assembly. Lineage: Eukaryota; Viridiplantae; Streptophyta; Magnoliopsida; Solanales; Convolvulaceae.
AAUAACUCCACUUACAUUUUUCUACCCCAUAUAUGCAAUUUUUUUGAUGAAAUGACUCAAGAGGGAACCAAAGAAAAAAUGCUUUAUCAAGUUUGGAAGGGCAAUAAUAGAUUCUUGUUUGGAGGAAGAUUGAUUAUUGGUUCGGAUGUAAAGGGUUUGUUUCUAUCCAUAUUGUUGAUUGUAGGUCCUGCCACCGCAUUUUGUGUACAAGUCAACUCCAUUAUUGCACAUAAGAUUGAAGAGCACCAAGAUGCUGGUUAUUGGUACCUUGUAUUAAUAAUUGGAGUUGUUCUUACCGUUAUGGCCCUUAUAUUUCUGUUCUUGACAUCAAGCACUGAACCAGGAGUUAUCCCAAGAAGAUCAAAACCUACUGGAUUUGACGAAGAUCCUGAUAUCAGUACCCCUUUCACGGAGGGGCAUGACAAAACUUCUAAUAAAAAUCUUCCCAAAUGGAAAAAUGUGAUAGUAAAUGGGCAUACAAUCAUGGUGAAAUAUUGUGAUACAUGUCUUCUUUAUCGUCCUCCUCGGGCUUCCCAUUGUUCCAUUUGCAAUAAUUGUGUGCAAAAAUAUGAUCAUCAUUGUGAGUGGCUUGGUCAAUGUAUUGGAUUGCGUAACUUCCGGUUCUUUUACUUCUUCAUAUCAACAUUGACAAUAUUGUCUGUGUACAUCUUCAUAAUAUCUUGGAUCAAACUUCGUCAACAUGGCGGGGGACUCGGGAAAGCUAUUCAACAAGAUAUUGUAUCAGAUGUUCUUAUUGUUUAUUGUUCCAUUGCUGGUUUGUGUGUGGGGUGCCUUACUACAUUUCAUUUUUCUAUGAUUUGUAUAAAUCAGACAACACAUGAAAACUUGAGGCGACAACGUGGCAAGGAGGAUAAUCCAUACAAUAAAGGGAUUCUGCACAAUUUCAAAGAAGUUUUCUUCCACAACAUCCCACCAUCACUGGUUGAUUUCCGAUCAAUAGUCCACGAAAAAGAAAAUGCAUUAUCAAUGAAGACCAACCCACCAAAUCCCAAAGGGAGUAUUAAUAUUUCCAACGAGAAAAUUGAAUAAAACUUAUAGUCAAAUAAAUGAGCGACAAAUGACAAUAAAUAGACGUGAUUUCAU